CCGGUUCUGUUGGGGAUGGAAUCUCCUUACAAGGAGGAAAGGGAGGGGGCAGUUCAGUCGGAUCCUGAAGUCUCUGCAACGUGUCCUGCCCCCUCUUCUGGGUCCAAGCAACUCCCUGCAGUAACUCCCAGUCCCGUCAGACCCAAGUACAGUCUGGAGAUCAGACCCCACCCUCAGUCUGAGCUGCACAUGGAGAAGGACAAAAAUGGCCUCCAGAACAGGAACGACUGCAGCAAUGGGGACCCAGGGGUCACUCCCGACUCAUUUAAGGCCUCAGACAUCAUCAUAGAUUUGGCCUCGUCUUCCAAACAAAAACCCGACCCAAACAGUUUGGUCUUCGGAGCCGAGUUCACGGAUCACAUGCUCUGCAUCGAUUGGAUGAAGGAGACAGGGUGGCAGCAACCGGUUAUCAAGCCUUUCCAGAACCUCUCCCUGCACCCCGCAGUCUCAGCACUACACUAUGCCAUACAGCUGUUCGAGGGGCUGAAGGCUUACCGUGGGGAAGAUGGGAAGGUUCGUUUGUUCCGCCCGAAACUCAACAUGGAGAGAAUGCACCGGUCAGCUCUGAGAAUGACCCUACCAGACUUUGAUAAGGAGGAGCUGCUACAAUGUAUCUUGAAGCUGGUGGAAGUGGAGAAGGAAUGGGUUCCCUACUCGAGCAGCGCCAGUCUCUACAUCCGUCCAACUUUCAUUGGAACAGAGCCAACUUUGGGAGUCCGGAAACCCUCCAGAGCUUUACUCUACAUUAUUCUCUGCCCAGUUGGACCCUAUUUCUCAAGUGGAUCGUUCAAUCCAGUAUCGCUGUGGGCAGAGCCGAAAUAUGUGAGGGCAUGGAUGGGGGGCACUGGUGACUGUAAAGUAGGAGGGAAUUAUGGACCCACCAUCUUUGCCCAGUAUGAAGCGGUGGCAGUCGGGUGUCAGCAGGUGCUUUGGUUGUACGGAGAGGACGAGCAGAUCACAGAAGUGGGGACCAUGAACCUGUUUAUUUUCUGGACAAAUGAGAAUGGAGAGGAAGAACUGGUGACCCCACCCCUGGAUGGCAUCAUUCUCCCCGGGGUCACACGGCACAGUAUUCUGGAUCUGGCACAGCAGUGGGGGGAAUUCAAGGUGUCUGAGCGUCAUUUAACCAUGAAGGAUCUGGUUUUGGCAUUGAAUGAAAAUCGUGUCCGUGAGAUGUUCGGUGCCGGCACAGCCUGUGUUGUCUGCCCAGUGUCCAGAGUCUCCUACAAGAACAAGGAUUUUCACAUUCCGACCAUGGAGAACGGUCCCAAGAUGGCGAAACGCUUCCUGCAAGAGCUCACUGACAUUCAGUACGGCCGUGCGCCUAGUGAUUGGAUGGUGGAAGUUCCUUCUCCUUAAAGGCAAAGUGCACCUAUAAGAAGCAGUUUUGUCCCGUAGAAUUCUAGUGACAAUUAUGACAUCCUGUAAGCCCCAGAUUUAGGAAAAAAAUGGAUUUCUAUGUAAAGAGUUUUGUGUAUAGAAGUAAUUCAAAGCUGUGACUCCUGAACCUAUUGCUGGACUACAACUCCCACAACCCCUGCCUGCCAAUGUAUCACAUGACCCUAUCACCUAAAAAUGUACCACAGACUCCUUGUACGUCUCUGAGCCAUUCACUCUUCCUAGCACUGUGACUGAUUCUUGCAGUUCAGCUGUAGAACCAACAGGGAAAACGGCAGCCAAUCAUAAUAAUAUAUAAUAGAGUAAAGCACAAGAUUUUUCUAAAACCUCCAAAUCUGUAAGUCAUUGCCUUGUUACCACUGGAGCUGUUUUGUGUGUCUCCCUGGGAAAUGCAACUACUACUUUGUUUGAUGGAACAAGCGAUGUUCUACAUUCAACCCUAGCAGGGUUAGGUUUAAGGUUAGGUUUGGGUUUAGGGUUAGGGUUAGGUUUAGGGUUAGGUUUAGGGUUAUAGUGAAAUUAAAUUUUUUUAUAUGUGACAAUUUUUUCUCACUCUAAAUGCAUUAAAGUCAAUGGGCAUUUUUUCUUAUGGCAACUUUCUUUGUUGCUGUGAAUUAUUGCCGCAGUUUCAUACAAAUAUUUGCAGGAGUGCAGAAUUUUGCCACAAAUCCAUGCCUGUCGAAUAAAUUCGCUCAUCACUAGAUAUUAAUGCAAGUAUAAAAAGGAAAUCAUACCUACAUUGUUUCAACAGUCAGAACCAGAGAACAAAAAGGCACAGACACUCCUGUCAAUAGCUUGACAUUUACACAUAAAUAUAAACCCAGUCAAUAUAGAUUGGGAAGUGUAUUUUUUGGGUUAAUAUGCCCUUAAACUUCAUACACCGGGAGAUGCUUGAUUGGUUAAUGAGUGUCUAAGUGAAUUGUAAUCAUUGUACCAAAGUGACACUUGAACUGCAGCUUUAACCCCUUCCCUUACCUCUGUGAUGAUUGGGGCACUUUGCACAAGAGGAGGGGCUAAUCAUUACUGUUCAACCAAUCGCAGCCUGAACUGGUUCACAGGGAGUUGCACUGUACAAUCAUCAGUAGUGAAUCACAGUGUGACCUGGAAUAUUUGCACUUUUUUCACUUUCUUUGUGAUUCUUUGUAUUUUCUCUUCAUCUGCAAAUUCCAAUAAAUCUGCAUUUUUAAUCAUA
Messenger RNA from Xenopus laevis (African clawed frog), 2590 nucleotides. RefSeq names its product branched chain amino-acid transaminase 1, cytosolic S homeolog (gene bcat1.S). Bases 16 to 1359 code for a protein of 447 amino acids. The record is from RefSeq and is a predicted model, not a curated record. The transcript is spliced from 11 exons. NCBI's taxonomy places the organism in Eukaryota, Metazoa, Chordata, Amphibia, Anura, Pipidae.